Exophiala oligosperma is the source of this 1167-nucleotide messenger RNA. RefSeq lists its product as uncharacterized. NCBI's taxonomy places the organism in Eukaryota, Fungi, Ascomycota, Eurotiomycetes, Chaetothyriales, Herpotrichiellaceae. The record is from RefSeq and is a predicted model, not a curated record. The transcript has 2 exons. The coding region runs from base 265 to 627 and encodes 120 amino acids.
GUUAGAUCUUCUUUUCAAUAUCCAAAAAGCCUGUGAGCCAGUACAUGUCUACUUUGUCAAAUUUAACGAGUCCGAUCGGAUUGCCAUUACAGUCAAAGCUAUCUCAAAACACAUUAACUGCCAUGUGAAAAGGAAAAAGGCUCUCUGCUUCAACAGAUAAAUCUGCUCAAAAAAAAGGCACAGGGGGUAUCUUGAACGCAUGCAAAUGUCCAGCAAAGUUUUGUCGUACGCAACAGCGCCACAUCAUAUCAUCCCAGGCCCUGAAUGACCAAUUGUGUCAUCACUGUAUCCUCUGGCUCUCUCUCGUUAUUUUCCCUCUCAAUCUCUCUGGCCCAUCAAGAUCCAGAACAAGACGGUACAAACCAUCAUACCCACCCAGACCACAAAGCUGAUCCAACCCACGGCGAGGCAAUAAGCCGCCACACUCAGACUCAAGAGUACAAAGGCCAGGCAGACCAAAAGCAUCAACCACAUUCCCGAACCAAGUACGACAAUGCCAAAAACGACACUCCUCUCUCCGGCGGUCCGACCACCGGCACCUCCACGCCAACCUUUAUAGCCGCGGGUGAAAGCGUCACGGACGUGAUCUCGUUGAAACGUCAGGGCCAUCGAGGUCAAGGUGGCUAGGGCCAACGAGAGUGUGAAGAACAACCAUGACAAUGCGAUAAAGACUUGAAUCUCGGAAAAGUAAUGAUGAGGUGAACCGAACUAUACGAAAUAGAUUGUGUGAGUCAGGUACCGUAGUUUGAUGAAUACCCAACAUAACAGAUAGUCGAUGUGAAUGUGAUCAAACUUCCAAAGCCUGAUAUAAAAUAUACACCUGGGAUGAUUGUUUCUAGCCAUCUCAGGCCAGGAGGAUCACGAGGGUUUGCUGGUGUUGCCAUUUCAAGAGGUUGCAUCUAGCUGAAUUUUGAUUCUGAUCUUGGUUGGUGGUGGUGGUGAUGAUGAUGAUGCUGAUGUUUCGACUGAUAUGCGGUGAGUGAGUCUUUGACCCUUUUUCUUUUGUUUGUGAUCACACACUUUCCAAGGUAUUGCUUUUGAUAUCAAACAAGGUGAGGGAUCCAGCAAAGGUGUGAAGUGGCCGCCGGUCGGUAGUAACAGAUUACUCCCGCAGUUGCGUGAAUGGUACAGUCCCCUUGCCGUUCACAAAGAGUAUAUACUCGGUAG